Fopius arisanus is the source of this 5842-nucleotide messenger RNA. It is a transcript of the gene NLG-4, whose product is annotated as neuroligin-4, Y-linked. The transcript is spliced from 13 exons. Lineage: Eukaryota; Metazoa; Arthropoda; Insecta; Hymenoptera; Braconidae. Gene Ontology annotation, cellular component: synapse; plasma membrane; postsynaptic membrane. The coding region runs from base 851 to 3595 and encodes 914 amino acids. Gene Ontology annotation, molecular function: neurexin family protein binding; signaling receptor activity. The record is from RefSeq and is a predicted model, not a curated record. Gene Ontology annotation, biological process: modulation of chemical synaptic transmission; presynaptic membrane assembly; chemical synaptic transmission.
GGCAAUUAAUCAACUCUGCAUCGAAUACUACAUUCACCGGAACAUUUCCGAGGAUUCCGGCAUUGUUGUACCCCUCAAAUUAAACAAAACUAAUUGCUGUUUUCCAAAAAUCCAUUGAAUCUCAUUGGGCGAUAAAUUUUUUGAAUGAGUGGCUGUGGAACUCGAUACAUCAGAAAAAUUCAGUCAUAAAUAUUGAAAACCAUGACAGAGCCUCUUCAUAUCGGCUAUUUCAAUGUGUCAAACAUAUGAUUGAUUGUUUUUCAUGAGUGCAAUUGAGAUAUUUGGUUCUCAUCCAGUGAAUAACGAUAGAGUGGUGAAUUAUUAUUUCAAAGUGAAUGUGCAUAUUAAUCAAUUGGAAGGUACACGCCGUGAUUAAUCGAGGCUAUUGCAGAUCGUUAUUCUGGGAUGCCUCAAUCAACGGAAUGCCCAUUCGAAUGAAAUCCAUAACUACGAAUCAAUUCAUUGGAUAUUGAAAGGCCCUCAAUAGCUUUUUUUCAUGAUCUCUUUUUUUUUUUUUGGUUUCCCUCCGAGUUUGUUCGUUGUUUUUUUCACGUCGAGAGAUAGAUGAGCUCAUGGAGGCAACCGUUGCGGAGUAAUUAGUGUCCCUAUUCUUUUUACUUUCCACUUUGAGAUAUUCCGAACGCGUUCGAAUGCAAUGAGAAGUAAUUAAAACCAUGAAAUUAACUUUGAAAUUGUACAGACUGAUGUGGACGCUAAGAUAUAGGUACAUCAAUAAAUUACCACUGGGUUCGCGACACAAAUGAGUGAAGAAAGAGUAGUUGGCCGACGUCGGGUGAAGAGUCUUGACAAUUUCCUCAAUAGGUUGGUCAAGGGUGAUAUAAAAAAUUAGAUGACAAACAUGGAACUUUUUAUUAUUCUUGUUUGUCUUAUUGGACCGUCUUCUGUAAUAUCAUUGUCAGUUCAUAUUAAAUCAAAUCCCCGAAUCGUACGACUGAGAAACGGUAACAUUCAGGGAUUGGAGCAGUCCUUUGAGAUUAAAGGAUUGAAGCCGGUGGAUGUCUUCCUGGGAAUACCAUACGCUACUCCGCCCAUUGGUGGCGAUAGAUUUUCACCGACCAAAGCACCCAGCCCUUGGAAAGGAACAAGGAAAGCUGACAAAAUUGGUCCAGUUUGUCCUCAAAAACUACCAGACAUUACCGACGAAAUGAAAGCUCUCGAGCGUAUGCCUAAGGGCCGGCUGGAGUACCUCAAAAAACUCCUUCCACAUCUCACCAAUCAGAGCGAGGACUGUCUAUACUUGAACAUCUAUGCUCCUGCAAUGGGAUCAUCGGACAAUGGUAGAAGGCAUCCGGUACUCUUGUACAUCCACGGUGAGAGCUACGACUGGGGCUCGGGAAAUCCCUACGACGGCUCUGUUCUGGCUAGCUACACAGAUCAAGUUGUUGUUACCAUGAACUAUCGGCUAGGUGUCCUCGGUUUCCUAAAUGCCAAUAUUUCACCUCAAACUAAAGCCAGGGUAGCCAAUUAUGGCCUGAUGGAUCAACUCGCUGCACUUCAUUGGGUACAAGAGAAUAUUGCCCAAUUUGGAGGUGAUCCUGGUAAUGUGACACUGAUGGGCCAUGGAACGGGUGCAGCAUGCGUCAACUUUCUCGCCAUCAGUCCCACUGUUAUUCCCGGGCUGUUCAAGCGGGCAAUCCUUUUAUCCGGGAGUGCCCUCUCAUCUUGGGCAGUGGUAGACGACCCGGCGACAUACGCAGUUCGUCUGGCUAAAGCUGUUAACUGCACUGUACCGACUGAUCUACUAAAAGAACACGAAUUGAUCGUUGACUGUCUACGGGAUACAAGACUAGAUCGUCUCAUGUCGGCUGAUGUUGAGCCUCCGUCCUUUCUAAGUGCAUUUGGACCGAGUGUCGAUGGAGUUGUCAUAAAGCCUGACUUCCAGAAGGACCUCCUGUCGUAUCUUGGACCCGAGUUUCAAGGAUAUGGACAAAUGCCGAAGAGAAAUGAUCCUGGCACACCGAUAACCAGCAACAACAAAUACGACUUGUUAUUCGGAGUAACCACGAGUGAAGCACUGUGGAGAUUUGCUGAGCACGAUGUGCAAUCUGGUUUUGAGGGCGAGAGACGCGACAGAAUAAUAAGAACAUACGUCAGAAACGCCUACACGUACCACUUGACCGAAAUUUUUUACACGAUUGUUAACGAAUACACGGAAUGGGAAAGAACAACUCAACACCCAUCGAACACUAGAGACGGUUGUGUUCAAGCACUGAGUGAUGCUCAAUUUGUAGCACCACUCGUUCAAACUGGUGAUCUCUUCACACUCCGUCAUACCGUAAAACCAAAUAGCGAUCACAUUGCACCGAUUCCUGAUCAUGACAGCGAACCAAUGCCCAAGACCUACUUCUACGUUUUUGAUUUUCAGGCCAAGGACAGCGAUUAUCCGGAGAAAAUGGGAAUUUCCCAUGGCGAGGACUUGCCCUACAUCUUCGGUGCACCACUAGUCAACGGUUUCAAUCACUUCCGCAAGAACUACACCAAACCCGAGAUGAUUAUGUCAGAAAGCAUGAUCCAAGCCUUCGAGAACUUCAUAAAAACCGGAAAUCCAAACGUCAUGGAGUACCAUGGGAACAAAGCGGAUGGACAAAUGCCUAUGACCCGUGAGAAGAACAGAUUUCGAUCGAUAACAUGGGAGCAGUACGACCCGGUGCAUCAGAAAUACCUCGAAAUCACCAAAAAACCAACGGUGAAGAAUCACUUUCGUGCCCACCAAUUAUCGGUAUGGCUCCGGCUAAUACCAGAACUCCAUCGUGCUGGAAUGGAGGACGUUGAGCCCCGACACAAUCUCUUUCGUAGCCAUGGGGAUCCCAAUCUCUAUGAUGGCCUGGUGCGGCCUGAUCCACUGAGUAGAAUAGGGGAGGAAUACAGAAGACGAAAUUUCACGACAGAACCGCCGACAACUACGGAUUACAGCAUAACCACCUGUGUCAGCGUAAUUCCCAGCACGAAUCCACAGAAUGUACAUAAUGCAAGCAGCCCGGAUACUCUCUCGGGCUUGGAAGUGGCUGGAUACGCUGCCUAUUCGACGGCUUUGAGUGUGACAAUUGCCAUCGGCUGCAGUCUUCUGAUCCUAAAUGUCCUUAUAUUCGCUGGUGUUUAUUAUCAGCGCGAUAAAACGAGACUGGAGGUUAAAAGUCUCCAGCAACAGCAGAUGAUGAAUCAACAGUGUGGCCCAAGGGGUUUUACCGAACUCAAGCAGCCACCACCGCCCCAUUCUCACUUCACAAGUGGUGGCCAAGUUAUUGUUGACGUCGAGAAUGAAAUGCUCAGGAGAAACGUGAUGAAGGCCAAUGAUCCGGGUAUUCUCCAGAGCCAGAGCACUCAUACACUGCCUCAUCAGCAUCACUAUCAAAAGCAACAGCACACACCACAUGCCACAUUGCCUAGAGCAUCUGUUAUUCAGGAUAUGGGAAUGCAAUCCCAGUGUCCACCAAAUGGUUCGAUUCACUUAACAGUGCCACGAGCACCACCGCCACCGAGGACCAAAAGCCCACCUGAAAAUCAACCCCUGCUGCAAAGUGGAAGCAUUGUUAAUCGCGUUACACAAGGCAGUAUGACUGAAAUGAGAGUGUGAUGUAUGGAGUCCCCUCCGAGACCAGUCGUACCCGAUGUACUCACAGCAUCGACAUUGCUCUAAAGUAAUCGCUAUUGUAAACGUCACACACACCAUUGGAAAUUCUCGAGUGACGAGUUAAAGUGAUAACUUUUCAUGGUGAAUUACGACGUUUACAUCGACAGUAGGAGGGGACUCAUAACAGCUGACGAUCAUAAAUUAUUUGAUAUUUAUUUUUUCAUGGUUAUUGAGUGGAUAAAUCCAUCAUUAUCAUUCUGUUGAGCAUAAGACUAUCCGUCAUCUAUUAUUUCCGACCACUGAUAUUGUUUAUCUGAGGGAAAAACGAAGAAACUAGACUGACAAAAAAUCAAAAAAUCAUUCAUCUGAUGUACUGGAAUCAAUUGAAGAAUCAAACGAUUAGGACAAAUUAGCCACAAUUUUUGUGAUUAAGACGAGAGACAGUCGAGAGAAAAAACGAGAGAAUCAAAAUGAAAAUUUUCAAAUCAAACACGAGAAUAACUGAAUUUUCAACUAAAAACACUCGUAACUCGUAAUAAAAUAGGUAAUAAAAUAAUAAAUGGAAGAAUUGAGUACGAGGCGUAACAUGAGAAUGUUUUUUAGGUGUUAUACGAUGUCACAUGGCUCAAAACGAAGUAAUGAUGAAUCACGACCCGUGUAUAAAUAAUUUUUAUGAAUGACGAUUAAAUCAUACGAUGUUAGAUGUUCCUUGUACAUAAUUAAGCAUAAGAGUGAAGACUUUUUACAGUUAAAAAUUUACAAAACGCGCAAAUGGCGUUCGCUACUCGCUGCUGCGCAUUUUUGUAUUAAUUUUUUACUUAUCGUUUCCAGUGAAUAAUUCAGAAUGGAUAACCCAGAGGAUAUAUUACGUUUAAAUGUCCAAAAUUUUAAUAAAAAAUAAUAAAAUAGUAGUGACCGUAAAAUCAUCACUGAAAAAUUAAAAUGAAAAUUUCAUUUGUGCUUACAAACAACUGGGAUCACUCGUACAGACAAUGAACAUUAGCUUCUCGUUGUGUUUGGGGUAGGAAGAGUAACCCCUUCCCAUUUCACUUCAGUUACAAUCUGCAGAUGGCAAACAGUCUCUCUACCUCUCUUUCUUGUUCAACACACCGACCUAUUUUAUUCUCCUGCGGUUAAUGACUAUUUAAGCUCAAGUAGUUUCAUUCCACUUCACCUCUUACCUUCCCCCCCUUCCCUUUUUGCUCUUCCAUCUUGUGGGAAUUGUCUUGUACUAGUAGAUGAACUUUGCCGCAACGAUUUGUCCUUUUUCAAGGUAAAAUGCUGGAGCACAAAAAGAAAUUCCAUCUGGAGAAGUUGAAUUGACGAGAGAAGGGAGUUAACUAUUUCCAAGAUACCAUGGAUUCACCGUACGUGAAGAGAAAAAAUUGUAAAAAUUUUCGAAUAAUAUUGUCUCCUAAUUAUAAUUUUUAAUUGAAAAUAAUUUUCGAAUUAUCAGCAAAAUUGACUCAAAUUGUUGGUUGAGCAAAGUGUUGUUCAAAAUAAUUAAUUUGCCCUGGAUCAGGGAUUUUUACAAAGAAUAAGAGAAUCGACGUCAAAAGGAAUAACUCAAAUGUGUCUGUAAAUAAAUGAAAGUGCACCGACUGUACGAGAGAGGUGAAUACAAUAGAGAGCUCAAAAGAAUAAAAAAUAAAUGGUUUGAAGUGAGUAGAGUAAUAAUUCCACUGCCACAAACUUUAUUAUUAUUCAUACUUAAAGUUAAAGUAUUGCACAGAAUAAUGAAGGAAUCGUACGGCUGUUGAUUGCAAUGAGAAAUUUUAACAAUUACGCAAAAGACUUAAGUGUGAGAUAUUUCUAGUUGUAAAUAAAAGUUGAACGUUAUGGUAUGAAUACGAGAUUAAAUAUCCUAAUUCAUUUGACUCAUUUUAUGUUCUCAAGAGCUAUAUAAUUCAAUUGUACUAUUAUUUGAAAAUUCCCCAUUGAUGGAUGUGUGUGAAUUUAAGAUAUCAUUAUAAAUAUGGACAAUCCGAACAAUUGUGAAUAGGAAUGUGAGAGGUAGAAGUAAUAAUUCGUUCCAAUGGGCUCUAGGUCGUUUUAUAUUACGAUAAUUCGUGACGAGUAUGCGCCUUUUGACGUCGAUAAAAUGAAAUAAUGAUAAUGAAUUUAAUACCAUUAUUAAUACCAAUGAGAGAUGAAAAUGAAUAAGAUAAUACGAUUCUAGAAGGCCAGAUUUCAACGUCAAAUCCGUCGUCGCCCAUUUUCGGCCGAUACCGAGGGCUUCAACGUGUUACG